This is a messenger RNA of Aaosphaeria arxii CBS 175.79, 1215 nucleotides long. RefSeq lists its product as uncharacterized. The transcript has a single exon. Gene Ontology annotation, biological process: mitotic cell cycle; positive regulation of transcription by RNA polymerase II. NCBI's taxonomy places the organism in Eukaryota, Fungi, Ascomycota, Dothideomycetes, Pleosporales. Bases 1 to 1215 code for a protein of 404 amino acids. Gene Ontology annotation, molecular function: RNA polymerase II cis-regulatory region sequence-specific DNA binding; DNA-binding transcription factor activity, RNA polymerase II-specific. Gene Ontology annotation, cellular component: nucleus. The record is from RefSeq and is a predicted model, not a curated record.
AUGGUCGUCCACCGUCGAGGGCCCUGGUCACAGCAUGAGGACCAGUGGCUCGUCAACCUUGUCCUUCGCAAUGGCCCUCACAACUGGGUCCGCAUUUCGCAAGAGAUUGGAACCCGAUCGCCAAAGCAGUGCAGAGAGAGGUAUCACCAAAACCUGAAGCCGUCGCUGAACCACAACCCAAUCACGCCUGAAGAGGGGGAGUUGAUCGAGCGUCUGGUCGGAGAGAUGGGCAAGAGGUGGGCCGAGAUUGCACGACGACUUAACGGCCGCAGCGACAACGCCGUCAAGAACUGGUGGAAUGGAGGCCAGAACAGGAGGAGACGAGGACCCAACACACCCGACCACAGAGGCCAUCAAAUGCAUGCACCGCAAAUGGGUUAUCAGUAUCCCCCUCCACCAUCGGCUCAUCGAAUGGACGACACUCCCCACGCUGCUUCUCCUCCUCACUCUUUACCACCACUGCACAAGGAGUAUCAAGAGCCUUCCUACUAUCCCCAGGCUCGCCGCGACUCCCAGAACACAAGAUCCUCUCCUCACGGUCUCCAGCUUCCUCAGCCACCCUCCUUCCACUCUUCGUCACGACCACAGCCUUUGGAGCUCUCCACCUUUGGUUCUCGACCGUACGUCGAGACACCGAUCCCAUCGCCUGGGUACUCCGUCGUCUCAGUCGACACGGUUCCCUCGAUGGUCACUGACACAGGAUCUGAUACCCGCUCUCCAAGAGGGGUGCCAUCUCCGCUCGAGCAAUCCGUCGGCUUGCCUCCUCUUGUGGGUGCUAGGGAAGAGCGUAAGAACUCAAGGACCCGCUUUCUUCCCCAGUCAGGUUUCGCCAGCGAAGACGACGCACCAUAUGACCCCUACAGGCGACGUGCAUCAGUACAGCUUCCACCUUUGAACCGUCCCGAGCCAGCAACAUCGACACCGACGUUCAGGGAGCCAAACUACAGGUUCGAAGACAGACCAAGUUUGCUCACUCAGCCCACACCGCAGCACGUUCACCACCACGCUCUCCCGCGAUCUCCACUCCAGCAUCGAUUGCCCGCCUACGAGAACCUCACACUGCCUUCUCUACAAGCCGUCUCCCCCGGCGCAGUGAGCCCUUCAUCCAGGCAACUUCCCCUACCAGCAACUGGUGGGGUUUCGAGGAGCGCACCCAGCUCACCGCGGGCGCCUGAGAACAAGGACAAUAGGAUGAAGCUGUCGGCCAUCUGCUAG